AUGAAAUGUAGCACCCAUAUAUUGUAAUUGAUGUCCACCAGCCAUUCUCCAUCUUCCUAUUUUAAUAAUCCCCUCUCUCCCCACCGCCCACACCCCCAUUCACCCCUUCUCCCUCUCUCUCUCUCUCUCUCUCUCCAAACGAUCAACAAAAAAAUCUGUGGAAAGGGGGGGUCUUCUUGUUCUUCAUAAUCAUCGUCGGUGGACGUACAGCCACCGUCUGAUCGUUCCCAUCAAGCCAUUCGGUCGACGAUGGGAACGAUGAUCCAGAGAUUGGUCUAUUGGCUAUCGGAGCACCCAGCAAUCAUCAAAUUCCGGUGGAGCCCCACCCAGUCAUGGGGCUCCACUUGGUCUUUUCUCCUCACCUCCAUGGCCUUCUACCUCACUCUGUCUCUCGUCCUCCACCUCAUCUUGGUCCUCUUCCGCCGCCGCAGACCCGUGCCUCUGGGCCCCAUUCCCGCCGUCUACAGCCUCUCCAUGGCCUUGAUUUCAGCCGUCAUCUUCACCGGGACCCUUUUCUCCGCCGCCGCCGAGAUCCGGGACACCCGGUGGUUCUGGCGGAGGUCCAAGACCCCAUUACAAUGGCUGCUGUGCUUCCCUCUGGGGACACGGCCAUCGGGGCGGGCCUUCUUCUGGUCAUACGCCUACUACCUCUCUCGCUUCCUCCACAUGUUCCGCACGUACUUCACCAUAUUAGAACAUCGUAAGCUGGGUUUACUCAACAUUUUCAAUAACUUAAUGCUGCUAUGCAUGUCGUUUCUGUGGCUUGAAUUCUCACAGUCAUUCCAAUUAGUGGAAAUCAUGUUGGCCACCCUGGUGUACUCUGUUGUAUACGGCUACAAGUUCUGGACGGCAAUCGGGCUGCCCAGUACAUGCUUCCCAUUUGUGUUGAGCUGCCAGAUGGUUUUACUGGGCUCUAAUGUCCUCUGCCAUGUGGGGGUCCUUUUACUUCACUUGAGGAAAGGUGGCUGUAAUGGAAUUGGGGCCUGGAUCUUCAAUUCUGUGCUUAAUGCUGCAAUUUUGCUUCUUUUUGUUAACUCCUUUGUCAGGAAGAUGCAUUUGAGGAGGAGACAGGUUGAAGAUGAUGAUUCAGUACUCCACUCCUGCUCUGCCUCGGAGGAGACGAAGGUGGAGAACAGGAUUAAAGAUAAGAAUCUUUGAAAUGGUGGGAGCUUUUUUUUUCUUGAUUUUAUUUUACCUAGUCCUAUAAUGUUAAUGGGGCCAAAAAUCAAGAGGUCCCCUUUUCUUGUGUAAAAAGGUAGUGUAUCUUUUAUGAAUAUGGUUCAACAAUAGAUUAUGAAAAUUUAAAGGUUA
Molecule: messenger RNA, 1311 nt
Organism: Vitis vinifera (wine grape)
Lineage: Eukaryota; Viridiplantae; Streptophyta; Magnoliopsida; Vitales; Vitaceae
Product: elongation of fatty acids protein 3-like
Exons: 1
Coding region: 250-1158 (302 amino acids)
Biological process (GO): fatty acid elongation, monounsaturated fatty acid; fatty acid elongation, saturated fatty acid; very long-chain fatty acid biosynthetic process
Cellular component (GO): endoplasmic reticulum membrane
Molecular function (GO): fatty acid elongase activity
Source: RefSeq, a predicted model, not a curated record